AUGGCCCGCCUGCUGGGCACCCUGCGCAGCUCCCAGCCCGUGGCGCGCUUCCAGCGCUCCUGCGGGCUCUUCCCCGCCGGCGAGGAGGGCGGCGGCAGCAGCAACGACCCCGCGGACGGGUCCCGGGACCGCGGCGCCUGCAAUGGGGCGGCCGCGCUGCGCUGCCGAGCACCCCCCGGCGGGGUGCGGAGCGGCCGCGGCCCGCAGGACUGCACACAGAAGUAUAUUGUGAAGAACUACUUCUACUACUACUUGUUCAGGUUUUCAGCUGCUUUGGGUGAAGAGAUUUUUUAUAUCACUUUCCUUCCAUUUACCUACUGGAAUAUUGACCACUCCGUAUCUAGAAGAAUGAUAAUUGUUUGGUCGAUUGUGAUGUACAUAGGCCAGGUCUCCAAGGACAUCCUCAAGUGGCCUCGGCCCCUCUCACCACCUGUGGUCAAGCUGGAAAUGAGGACGAAUGCAGAGUACGGGAUGCCUUCCACCCACGCCAUGGCAGCCACAGCCAUCUCCUUCUCCUUUUUCACUGCAACCAUGAACCAGUACAAGUAUCCAUUUGAACUCGGCCUGGUAGCAGCGUUUGUGUUUUCGACCCUGGUGUGCCUCAGCAGGCUCUACACGGGGAUGCACACAGUCCUGGAUGUGAUCGGCGGAGCACUGAUUUCGGCCGUGCUGCUCGUGCUCUUGUAUCCUGCGUGGGACACGAUAGAGCACUUGCUGUUAACUAGUCCCUUCUGCCCACUGUUUUCCAUAGUUGUGCCUCUUGUCUUAUGUUACAACUACCCCAAACUAGACUAUUACAGCCCUACUAGGGGAGACACCACUACUAUCUUAGGAGCAGCAGCUGGAGCAACUGUGGGGUUUUGGUUAAACAACCAGUACAACCAGACUGCACCAGUCUAUGCCAGCGAAAGUUUUCAGCUUGGAUUUCCUCUGAUCACCACUAAAGUGGUGGUUGUGCUAGCCAGGUUCUUUGUAGGCAUCUUAGUUGUCCUGCUGACGCGCUGGCUCAUGAAGAACGCGGUCCUUGGUGCGCUGGGUUAUCAGUACAAGUUUCCCAUUCGUGACCUGGAGGCCCGGAGACGACUGGAAGUUGAAGUGCCCUAUAAGUUCAUCACAUACUCCUCAGUUGGCUUCACUGCUACCGUGAUUGUGCCGCUGCUUCACAAGCUGUUGGGGCUGGAGUGAGCUCAGCGCCUUCCUCACCGAGCGGCACCACCACCUCAGAGACGUGAGAACUCCAUCACAGCUGGUGACUUGACCAAAAAGUGUUUUGUGCCUUUCUGCACUGGUGUGGUGAGUCGACUGUGGCUGGAUGCCAGGGGCUCACCAAAGCCUCUCUGUCACUCCUCAGCUGGGCAGGGGAGAGAAAAUAAAAAGAGAGGGUCAUUGGUUGAGAUAAGGACAGGGAGAGAUCUCCCAGCACUUACAGUCACAGGCAAAACAGACUCGACUUGGGGAAAUUAGUUUAAUUUAUUACCAAACUAAUCAGAGUAGGAAAAUGAGAAAUAAAACCAAAUAUUAAGAAUGCCUUCCACUUACCCUUCCCUUCUUCCCAGGCUCAACUUCACUCCUGAAUUCUCUAUCUCCUCCUACCCACCAUCACAGGGGAUGGGGAAUGGAGGUUACAGUCAGUUCAUCACAUGUUGUUUCUGUUGCUCCUCCCUCCUUGGGGGUAGGAUUCCUUACGCUCCUCCUCUGCUCCAGUAUAGGGUCCUUCCCAUAGAAGACACCUCUCCAAAAACUUCUCCAGUGUGAGUUCUUCCCAUGGGCUACAGUUCUUCAUUAACUGCUCUGGCAUGUGUCCCCUGGAGGAGGUCACAAGUCACAGCCAGGAGCCUGCUCCAGUGUAGGCUUCCCACAGGGUUGCAGCCUCAUCCCCCUGCCCCUAUGUGAGAUCUCCACAAACUGCAGGUGGGUCUCUGCUCUACUAAGGACUUCCAUGAGCUGCAGGGGGACAGCUGCCUCACAUGGUCUGCACAACAAGCUGCGGUGAAAUCUCUGUUCUGGUACCCAGAGCACAUCUUACUCCUCCUCCUUCAGUAAUCUUGGUGUCUGCAGAGUUCUUCCUUUCCCACAUCUUCACUCCUCUCUCUGGCUGCAGUUGCACGGGGUUUUUCCUCCCUUCUUAACUGUGUUAUCCCAGAGGUGUUACCACUGUUGCUGAGGGGCUCAGCCUUGUCCAGCAGUGGAUCUGUCUUGGAGCUGGCUGGCACUGGUUCUGUUGGACACAGGGGAAGCUUCUGGCACACCUUCUUAGAGAAGCUACCCCUCACUACCAUGGCCUUGCCACACAAACCCCAACUGGCUGACUUGGAGGGGUCACAGGAAUUGCUGGGCACAGAUAACUUUGGGUUAGAAAUUGCUGCCCCCACUGUGUCCUGUAACUAGAGACCCUUGGUCCAGGUGGCUAAAGAUGACAAGCACAGAGCCAAAAUUCCUCCCAGAGUGGCAGCAGUGGCUGUUUUGCCAUGGGGCUGGGGGUGCCAGGGAGUGUGGCUGUGCCCCUCGCUGCCCUGCUGUGGUCCUGCUCCUGCUGAAGCAGUAGAGCAAUCCAAGGAAGGGCUCAGGUUUGGGGCAUGGGAGAGCAAGUGACUGGUGGUGUGGGGGAAGAAACAACCAUCCAAGAGUGAAGUGCCAUCAUCGGGCAGAGCUCACAGUUUCUGAUGGCACUGCCAGAGCUGGCUAGUUCUGUGUGGAUGGUUUUGUCCAUUAGAGUUCAAAAAAACCCUCCAAACAUAAAACACAAGGAAAAUCUAACAGAAAACAUUUUAUGUGAUUUGCAACAAGUUUAUCUUGGAUAUUAGUAAGAAAGCCUCCACUAAGAGAUCAUUUUACCACAUACAACUGAGCAGAGUUAUUACCACAACACUGAUGUUUGUAUUCAAACUGGUUAACUCAGAUUAAUCUCCUCUGUCUAAGGGACAGGGGAAAGUCCUUCCUGUCAUGCAGGGAUGACAAGUAGUGUCCACAAACUGCGUUGUGGAAGGAGCUGAGUAGUGACUCUGGUGACUGCAACAUGUGGCAAUGAUAUGAUGCCAUCAUUUUCUGGUGCUGCACAGCAUCACAGUUGGUCUUCCAUGCGUCCUGCAAUACUGUGUGUACACUUGUAGAAUAGCAGGUUAGGAGUGUUCAUGGGGGGAUCAUCCCUAUAACUCAGGCUGCUUAUUUAAAAAAAUAUAUAUCAGCUGUUAGACCAAUGAGCUGUUGAGAAAUACAGUGGUGAAUGUGGUCUGCUUGGCUGGAGAAAAAUGUUCCCAUGCUAUCGCUGCAGAGCUCCAAGCAUGGCCCCCGUGCCUUCCCUGGCAGAAUGUACUGUGAGAGCCAGCUUUUUAACCAUGCACGCUUGUCUUCCUGGCUGCAAGGAAAAUGAACCUGAAGAAUGUAAAGGAAUUGUAAAGAGUGGUACCUGGGAGUUCCUCUGAGGAGCGGGAGGCACGUGUGUGAAAGGGCUGUGCCACUUUAAAACCCAGGGUGUCGGUCUCCAGAGGAAAUGCAGGCAGAAAUUUUAACCACUUUUAGAUUUGUUCAGGCUGUGGAUAAACUGUUUUAUAUCAGGUUGUGUGGACUUCACAUGUGCAUGCCAACAGCUUCAGCGAGCCCUUCAGCAGGGCUCAUGCCCAGUCACGCUUGCCCUUGGGUGAGUGCUGGACUCCGGCCACCAAAGCCAUGGGGUUCCAUCCUCAGCCUCUCUCCCUCCCACACACCACAAAAGUGCUGCCAUCAGGCUUUAAAACACCUUUAAAACUCCUGUGUUAAGAGUGCUGUAUGAUGUACAGCUGCAGCACAGAGGUGGAGCCCUGUGGAGGGGCCACACCACAGUGGAUGGGACCAAAACUGGGAAAAAACUUGGCAGCAAGAUGAGUGUUUAAGCUGGGGGGCGAAUCAGUCCCAAGAAAGGCACAGCUUGACAGGGACAUUCAUGCAGCUUUAUGUGUAAAAUUUCUGUUCUGAUUCACAUCUAUUUUGUGCUACAAAGAUUUUAUAAAUUAUAUAUAAAUGCUGCACAAGUAUUUUUAUAGUAUUAACCUGCAUGUGAUUCAUGCAAUAAAUGCAAACUGUAUUUGGU
This is a messenger RNA of Myiozetetes cayanensis, 4066 nucleotides long. RefSeq names its product sphingosine-1-phosphate phosphatase 2 (gene SGPP2). Lineage: Eukaryota; Metazoa; Chordata; Aves; Passeriformes; Tyrannidae. The record is from RefSeq and is a predicted model, not a curated record. Bases 1 to 1185 code for a protein of 394 amino acids. Gene Ontology annotation, biological process: sphingosine metabolic process; phospholipid dephosphorylation. Gene Ontology annotation, cellular component: endoplasmic reticulum membrane. The transcript is spliced from 5 exons. Gene Ontology annotation, molecular function: sphingosine-1-phosphate phosphatase activity.